Messenger RNA from Schistocerca americana (American grasshopper), 600 nucleotides. RefSeq lists its product as uncharacterized. The transcript is spliced from 4 exons. NCBI's taxonomy places the organism in Eukaryota, Metazoa, Arthropoda, Insecta, Orthoptera, Acrididae. The record is from RefSeq and is a predicted model, not a curated record. Bases 1 to 600 code for a protein of 199 amino acids.
AUGCUAUCAUUAGAAAUACUGUUGGUUCAUGAUGGAGUUCUUACUGUGGGAGUGUUAAUGUAUGGUCUCAGUGAUAUAAAAGCUUAUUCAAACAUGACGAAUAUGUUGACACUGUUUCAUAUGUGCAUAUUUGCAAAGGAAUUUUGUUUAUUUUUCAAAAGACAUGUAUUUUGUUCCCUGCUGAAAGACUUUUUGUUGAACACAGGGUUCAUGAGUACAGGUGACUCACUUCUUCCUGGAAAUCUUGGAAUGAAAGAUCAAGUUCUUACACUGAAGUGCAUAAAACAAAACAUUAAGGCAUUUGGUGGUAAUCCAGAUGAAGUUACUAUUGCUGGUCAAAGUUCAGGAGGAUCUGUAGUACAUUGCCACUUGCUGUCACCAUUAUCAAAAGUUACCACUUGCUGUCACCAUUAUCAAAAGGUAUUGGAAUUAAAAGUCCAUGCCCCUUCACCAUGUGUCAAAAUUAGUAACAGAAAUGGAAGACAUUUACAGAAAAUUUCAGAAACAAAUAAAGGAAGUAAAUCCCACUGCAGUAUGAUAAUAAGGGAUAUAAAAUCAAUUGGAAGCCAAAAAUUUGUGUGUGUGUGUGUGCUUUCUUGA